Messenger RNA from Mizuhopecten yessoensis (Yesso scallop), 3969 nucleotides. Its product is annotated as glutamate receptor-like. Gene Ontology annotation, molecular function: transmitter-gated monoatomic ion channel activity involved in regulation of postsynaptic membrane potential; glutamate-gated receptor activity. Gene Ontology annotation, cellular component: plasma membrane; postsynaptic membrane. Gene Ontology annotation, biological process: monoatomic ion transport; synaptic transmission, glutamatergic; modulation of chemical synaptic transmission. The record is from RefSeq and is a predicted model, not a curated record. Bases 103 to 2835 code for a protein of 910 amino acids. The transcript is spliced from 17 exons. Lineage: Eukaryota; Metazoa; Mollusca; Bivalvia; Pectinida; Pectinidae.
UUGAAGCGAACGUUAAACAACUAACUGUUAGCAGCCCAUGGCUUGAUUGCUUACUAUGGCGAUUUCGUAUUUUGGACAUGUUGUAGUUAAACCAAACACAAGAUGAGGAGUUGUAGUGUAAUAUCAUACAUGUUAUAUUUGUUUUUUGGCACUGUCCUUCUGAAGACAACCAGCGCGUCCCGGACUUACAACAUAAGUGCGCUUUUUGACCCCAGGGCUGAGGAACUUCGCAAUGAGUUCGAAAUGGAGAUCAAACGUAUACAGGUGGAUGAUCGACCGGGCACAUACCUAGAUCCGAAAUUUAGAGAACUUGAUAUCACCGACAGCUUUGAAGUCAGUAAUGCAAUAUGUGAGCAGCUUGAAAAUGGAGUUCUUGCAUUUGUUGGGAUGUCAAAAGUUUGUGCCUUGUCAACGAUUCAAUCCUACAGCGACACGUUCAAAGCGCCGUUUAUAACACUGAGCAUGCCCCAAAAUUCCACUUCCGCCGACCCUUAUCAACUGUAUAUGAGACCUCAUUAUAUCGACGGCCUCGUAGACGUGAUUGUAAAUUAUGGAUGGAAAGAAUUAUUUUAUAUAUACGAUACGGAUGAAGGAUUAAUACGACUGCAGCAGCUCUUCCAGGCUUUCAACGUCCGAGAAUACGAGUUAAUCGACAUAAACGUUAAAAGAGUACGAGACGCCCAUGAAUCGUACAUGUUGCUGAGGGAUAUAUAUGGGACUGUCAAGGAUACUAACCUCCGGAUCUUACUGGACAUCACAACAGAUGAGGCCAGGACACUCAUAAUGAAUGUCAGAAAUGACCGUGAUAUGAUCAACAACAGAUUCCAUUUUCUACUUGCUGAUCUGGAUAUUAAUGAUAUGGGAGAUGAGCCACUAAGGAGUGGAAUAAAUGUGACGGGAUUCCAAUUGAAUGCCACCGAGGACGGUCCAGCUAAGAGCAAGGACAGAGACAUAUACGCGAAUAUCCUCAACAAAAAGAUUACGCUUGAGAAGGCAUUGGUACUGGACGCCGUCCGACUGAUACACAAAGCAUCGAAAAAAUUAAAUCCCGAUCUUUAUGAUCAGGGACUUACCGGAAUGAAAUGUAGAGUUGGGGACGCAAAUGUUCGUCGAGUUCCAGGCAAAACCUUCAUGAGAGCUCUAAGAAAUACAACAUACAAUGGUUUUACGGGAACAGUACAGUUUGAUGACAGAGGGUUUCGGAAAAAGUUCAAGCUUCCCCUCAUUCAGACGACAAUGAAUAUGGAGAGAGCUAAGGUUGGGGAAUAUACCCGAGAAGGAGGCCUAACACAACACGAUCCAAAGGUGGUCCCCCACAUCAACAUCAAAAAUGCUCCUCAAAACGAGACCAAAAUCGUCACUACAGUCCUGGAUCCACCUUAUGUGAUGAUAAAAAAUGACGCACUGAAAGACCCUGAAGCCCAUAUGUCUCGUGAGGUACGUUGUGGAAAGCACAAGUUUGAAGGAUUCUGUAUAGAUUUGGCGGCAAAAAUAGCAGAAUACGUCAACUUCACGUACGACAUAUGUUUGGUGAACGACUUACAUUAUGGAACCAUGCUAGAGAAUGGAACGUGGAAUGGAAUGAUAGGAGAGCUCACCCGACGGGAAGCAGAUUUAGCUAUCGCGCCAAUAACCAUUUCCUCCGCCAGAGAAAGAGUUGUAGACUUUACGAAGCCUUUCAUGAGUCUUGGAAUCAGCAUUAUGAUCAAGAAGCCAAGUAAUGCCAAAGCACACGUAUUCUCGUUUAUGGACCCGUUAUCUUACGAAAUUUGGAUGUGUAUUUUAUUCGCAUAUGUUGGUGUGAGUGUCGUUCUGUUUCUCGUGAGUCGCUUCAGUCCAACCGAAUGGCAUGUUGAGGAUGACUCAAGUAUAACAAACGAUUUUACUAUAUCAAAUAGUCUGUGGUAUUCUUUAGGAGCGUUUAUGCAGCAAGGAUGUGAUAUAUCCCCAAAAGCAAUAUCAGGAAGGGUAGUUGGGAGUGUAUGGUGGUUCUUCACCCUUAUCAUUAUAUCAUCCUACACUGCCAACCUAGCGGCCUUCCUCACGGUCGAGAGGAUGAAUACCCCCAUAGAAUCUGCUGAGGAUUUAGCCAAGCAGACUAAUAUACAAUAUGGAGUGCUCAAUGCUGGUACAACUAAAGACUUCUUCAAGUAUUCCAAAGUCGCUAUAUACGAGAGGAUGUGGGCAUAUAUGACAUCGGCAAACCCAAGUGUGUUCGUAAACAAUAAUACUGCAGGCAUUGGCAGGGUGCGUAGUUCAAAUGGGAAAUAUGCCUAUUUAGUAGAAUCAACUAUGAACGAAUACACCAAUAUGAGGAAACCAUGCGACACUAUGAAAGUAGGCACCAAUUUAGAUUCCAAGGGUUACGGUAUUGCAACACCAGUAGGAUCUCCACUUAGAGAUAGACUUACGUUGGCCGUACUACAUUUCCGUGAGUCUGGGGAGCUCCAACAGUUGAAGAAGAAGUGGUGGGAUGACCGGUCCGAAUGUCCAUCCCCGGGCACAGCUUCUGAUGGCGGUCAAACAGCUCUUACGCUUAACAAUGUUGCUGGAAUAUUCUACAUUCUUAUAUCAGGACUGACACUAGCUAUUCUUAUAGCUGGUUGUGAAUUUAUUUACAAAUCUGUCGUUGACUCUAAGAAAUCAAAGACAUCUUUUGGGUCAGUUUUACGAUGCAAGGCUCGUCUUUCGUUCCGAGGUUCUUUUGAUAAAGAGGCUUCGGAUGCUGGUGUUCCCAUCAGGAAAACCAUGUCUACGUAUACAUAUACGGGACCAACACAGCUGCCUGGUUUUGACCCUUACCCGGAUACAAACAACACACACACCCAAGUGUGACGUCACGAUAUAAAUCUUUGACGUCAUCAGAUAUAUCUUGACGUCACUUUUUCGGUUCAAUAAUGUCGCACCGAAUCGAUUUCAUUACACGUUUGAAAGACAUAUAAUGAAAGCAAAAGAUAACUAAGACGGAUGAGAACGUAUUCACUCAAACAUCUCAUUCUACGCUGUGUGUGUCUAAACCCUCGCUCAUUCCAUGAAUAUGAAAAGAGGAAAAUAUUAUUAUGUAAUUUACCUAUAUCAUAUAUGGGGAAAACCCCUCAUAUGUGUUAUAUGUGUGUAUGUAUGUCAUAUUCAACAAUGCACAGUCGGCCACUUUUCUCAGGACUUGGAACCAUGGAGUGGGUAUCUGUUCUGGAAAAUGGUGAUUCCGAAAAUGUUCGUACAAAAACAACGGAAUGUUAUUACAUGAAGUGAAACGUGGACUAAACGAUAAGCUUUACUGCCAGCUGUAGACGGUGAAUCGGCAAUACUUUGCAUCAUUGUGGCCAUAAAGCGAAGGAAUGAAUGAAGUCUCUAUUACGAAUGAGGCUACCUUUCUGUGAAAAAUAUCAUUUCAAAUUGUUUGAUUUAACCAUACACGUUAUCACUGUUUGGUUUAAUUAGCUGUUGUAAACAUUAUACAACUAAGACUCGUAUUUCGUGGUAUGUGGGGGUUGUGAAUUAGUAUCCACAUAUACUGUAUACAAGAAUGGUAUGGACUAUGUCAGUUUCAUUCUAUUAUCAUCGAUCAUAUCAGUCACAAAUAUCAUGUUUGAUUAGUUUAAUUGCACAUUAAGGAAUUAAAUAGCAUAUCAAAAGUCCAGAAAAGAAUCCCAAAGUGUCAUCACAAUAUAAAUCUAAAUCGACAAAACUAGUGAACAAGUACAAGGAGCAUACGACCAGAUGUUUCGAAAGGGUACGCGUUUUCUGCUUCAGCGACGACACUUGUCAUGUAAAUUAGGUAAAAGCCAAGUAAUGUUACAUCUUCACACUUAACUCUGGUACAUGUAGUGACCACUAACCAGAAGGCACACUAAGGAUCCAAAUGUCGAACACAAAAAUAACUUUAAAAGGAGGAUAUUAAAGUUGAUUAACUCAAAUAUAAUUUACCGCUGUUUUUGUUUUGCAGAGCAAAAUACAAAAAUAGUUGAA